UUUGCGCAUGCGCAUCACGUAAAGUUUUUUUGCAUCGGCUUUCCAUGUGUUUUGUGGGAGAAUCUGCUCUUACAGUCCAAAUUGUUGAAACGUAAGGCAUCGUAUUCCUAAUUAUGGGAGGGCAGGCAAAGGCUAAAAAGAAAAACAAAGCAAAGAAGAAAGAAAAUCAACCAAGCAAUGAUACCGGCGUAGUAGGCUUGACACCUCAGGAGAGGAUGAAAGUGAGAAUGCAUGAAAAGGCAAAGAAGAAAACAGCUGCCAAGUACUCUGUUGACCAAUUACUAGAAAAGACUGAAGAAUGCAUGGACAGUUUUGACUUUGAGAUGGCUGGACUCUACUGUCAGCGUGCCCUAGACGUGGAGUCCACAAACCUCCAAGCUCUUGACAUGCUGGGACACAUCUCCUUAGAGCUUGGAAACACCGAGAAAGCUAAAGAAGUUUUUCUGCGGGCUGUGGAGCUCAGCCCAGAUGUAGGUCACAGUAAGUAUAUGUACCUGGGACAGCUCCACACAGGUCAGGAAGCUGUUGGCUACUACACCAAAGGAACACAAAUCCUGCUCUCCGCAUUGGACGAAGAAGCACAGACCACAGCCCAGGCGGAAGCUGCCACGUCUGUCGAUGAUGAUUCUGACCUCCCGACGAUGAAGGAUGUUAGCACGGCCUACUGCUCCAUCGCUGAACUUUAUCUAACCGAUCUCUGCAUGGAGGAGGGAGCCGCUGAUAAGUGCAGAGAGUUCAUUGAGAAAGCGUUGCAGUAUCACUCUAGCAACCCUGAAGGCCUCCAGCUCAUGGCCAGCUACUUGUUCAGCACGGAGAAAAAUCAGGAAGGCAAAGAAUACUUGUUGAAGAGUGUCAAAUUGUGGCUGCCUGCCCAGAAACAGACGGAAGCAUCCUCCAGCCUAGAAGAUGAAGCGCAGCAGAUCCCGCCGUAUGAAUCCCGCAUCACCACAACCAAGCUUCUGGUCGAAGGCGAGGAGUACGAGUUGGCUGUAGAAGUACUCGAGGGGCUCCUGGAAGAGGACGACGAAGUUGUUCAGGUGUGGUAUCUCUCCGGCUGGGUUUGCUACCUGCAGUUAGAGAGAGCCAAAGAGCAGCAAGAAAAAGACGGGAGACAACUCACCGACGUGGAGGAAGAAGAGAGGUCAGCGCUCAAGGAGGCGGCCCGAAUGCAUUUGACUAAUGCUAAGAAGCUGCACAGCAAGCUCGGCUGUGACGACCAACCCAUGUUGGAGCAUGUGGAGCAGCUGCUGGGUGAGCUGGGAGGAGAGUUGGAGGGCGAAGAAGCUCAAGUCGGGGUCGAUGACGACUAUGAGCCAGCUAGUGAUGAGGAGGGAGACAAAGAGGAUACACCUAUGGAAUACUGACGACGCCCCCCUUUUUUGGUAGCUAUAUGUGAUGCCAAAUUGUUCUUUUGAAUUACUCGUUAGUGCCUUUUGAUUAGUCAAAGGUCACAUCUGUUCAUCCGAGAACUGUUGAUUCAACGGGACAUGUAUUUUUCUUCAACAAUCUUGUAAAGCCUUUUUUUUUUUUUUUUAAUUAGUUUGUUAAAAUGGCCUGAAAAAACAAAACUGUGAUAGCAUUAGCUACAUUUGACCCAUUAAAUUGAGAAAGUGGUCACAAUUGGUUAUGUUCGGCUGGCACAAAUUUUUAAGGUCAGAGAAUGAAGCAGCUUCCAUUGAAAGUGCAGCUUUAAUACCAAAGUGACAGUUGUGUCACUAAAGCGGUCACAAGCGGAUUUAAAUGAUUCACAGUUUGUCAUAGCGGAUGCCAAUCAGCAGCCGUUUAACAUGAUAGCUCACUCGCGCUAUACGGAAUAUAAAGUACGCGCAAGAAGUGAGAUAUAACUGGUUUGUGGGGGGAAAUUUUAGGAUGAAACUCAAAUAAACUCAGACAGUUGAACUUGAUUUGACCUCCGAAUGAAUGCAGACUGUUUAAUUUUUCAGUACGUUCUGUUCUCCCAAAAAAGAGCUAAGCAGAAAAAAAAUCUGAAUUGAUGUUUGAGUCAUAUAACCACGAUGUAAAAAAAGAAGCGUGUGACCUUUUUGUAAUUAUUUGGAUUUUUGCUCAAAUUGGUCUUGAAAUGUGAUCUAGACAAACACACCUGGGGCUGCUUUGCUAAAACAGACACGGACGAGACACAAAUCAGACUUUUUGCUUGAAGAAUUUUGUCGAAACUGUUUCAGUUUAGCAAUAUAUACACUCGAAUUCAAUUAAAUGAAAUGCCAACAAAUUACGCAUAAUAGAUUUUUUUGGAACAUUUGGAAUUCUGACACUUUUCUGGGAUUGUACAGCAAAAUAGUGUGAUCACUGCUACGUGUUGCCCAUACAGAAAAGGGUGAUGAUAAUCUAAAAACCUACAUCUUAAUUCCAAACUUUGCCAAGUGUUCGACCAAACCCAUUUCAUAUCCCCUACAGACCAUUUCAUAUGCAUAUCACACACCCAAACAUACACCCGCGCCCGUGAAUCCUCUUUGAAGGAUUCCAUAACCGCUAAACGGGAACGUUAUCUGAGAUGGCGGUCCUGAUUGUGUUCUGGCUGCAAGCUGAACAACCUGUGUUGGAAUAUGAAGGUUGGGAUGCGCUGCUCCAAUGCUGUGUGACUAAGGAGAUGUCAAAUAAAGCUGGAGAGGAAAUGCACAGAUCUGAGUUUCAGAUGUGUGAUACAUUUUAUCAACACCUAAUGAGAUGUGAUGUGUUGUUAGGAGUGUUGAGGCUUUUUGCAAUGCUGUUUUUGUUGAUGUGUGUGUGUGCGUGUGUGUGUGUGGCUUUGAGUGUUUGAUAAUGCUGCAGGAGUGCAAGCUUGAAGGACCGACUACCUGCAGCGAGGCUGUCAUCCAGCAUUUGGCUGCAUAAUUACAACAAGCUCUGGUGUGUCGGCCUUUUCCGUGUGUGUGUCUGUGUGUGUGUGUGUGUGUGUGUGGAAGCGCCUGUGCCGCCUCAUCUGCACAGUUGUGUGAUUAAUGACUCCAGGGGUGACUGAACAUGGUCGGUCAGCCCUUUCUAGUUAUUCUGAGCUGACCUAUUGUGAGUUGGCCAUGGUGGACGCACAAAGCCUGGGGUAAUCUCCAAAUCCUCUCACCUGUACGUCUGCAUCAGCACCACCACUGUUUUUAUUAUUUUUUUUAAAUUCCCUGAGAGGGGAGAAUGCGCUUUUUUCACAAGGACACACAUUCAAUCACGGGGAAAGGACACUAUACUGGCUAGCUUGAUUCUAUUCUGGAAUAGGGGUCUUGGGACCAAGAGCAGUGACAUGCUAAUAAAUAAUGAGAUAAAAAUAAAUAAUAAUAAAUGAUAAUUGUUAUUGUCAACUACAAUGUUGACUUGACACGUAAUUUCUUUUUAGUAAUU
Messenger RNA from Syngnathus acus (greater pipefish), 3348 nucleotides. Its product is annotated as probable assembly chaperone of rpl4. Bases 114 to 1364 code for a protein of 416 amino acids. The transcript is spliced from 11 exons. Gene Ontology annotation, biological process: cell division. The record is from RefSeq and is a predicted model, not a curated record. Gene Ontology annotation, molecular function: protein binding. NCBI's taxonomy places the organism in Eukaryota, Metazoa, Chordata, Actinopteri, Syngnathiformes, Syngnathidae.